AUGACAGUAGGCAUCUUGUCUGAACUCCCAAGCUUUCCCCACCGCUCGCUCCCCAGCUCCCAGUCCACACGAACUCACAGGCUGCUGCAUCUAGGCCGCCUGUCCUUGCCGCCGCGGCGGAUCUCGUCUCCUGGGCGCGCCGGGGGUUCCUGUGCAACGGCCGCCGACGAUGAAUCCGUCUCCCGCGCCGGCGUGCUGCUGGAUUCAGCCUACUCGCGCAGGGUGGCUUCGCCGAGACUCGGCCUCAGCUCAGGGGGGAGAUGUAGCCGCCCGCCGCGUGCGUUGACUACUGCGGGAGAAGGGGGGAACGCGGGCGACGCCUCCGUGGCCCCGUGGAUCGGAGGAGCACGGCCGGAUGCACCAUGUCCGCAGUCACCACUCCCCGGUUACUGCCUGCAUGCAGUUCGUCGAGCUAGUAAGGCCCAUCAGGUUUCAGUUUGUAAUUGGAUAGUCUGAGAUGAUGAGUGCUGAAGCAAUGGGCCCGCAUUAUUGGAAGCAAGGUUGCCUCCUAAUGUCGAGACCUUCCAGAGCGUAUCUUUUUGAAACCACUGUUGCAAAAUCAAGACUUGCCAGAGCAUGUCUUUCGCUGAAACUACUGUUGCAAAAAUUUGGGCGUAAGCAUCCCUGCCCCCCUUACUUGAUCCUGGUAAAUCAUAUAUGUAGUUCUUACUAUCAAUUUCAUGCUAGGCUUCAGCUAGCAAAUGCUAGGCUUCAGUCACAUGCUUAUGUUGGGUGGAUCUUAAGAUUCGUAGUUAGCUAAGUAAUCACACGCUGAAUAUGGUUUUGACACUCAAUUGAUUUGUGUAGCUAAACAACCAAAACUUCCAAUAAUUACAAAAUGCAGAGAAACUAAGCAGAGAAAAGGAAAACAAGGCCAACGGCAAAAACCAAAAAACUAGCAGAAACUAAGGCGCAGCUGCGCGGCCGGAUCAGGCGGGCGUGGGUGCACCCCAUGUUGCGAUCUGAUCUCGUGCGUACUUCAUAUAGAGUGUGCCCAAGGUCUUUUGUACACAUGAUUCUACACCAGAUCAUGUGGAGUCAUAGUUCUGGCGAGGGAUUGAAUUUGAAUAGUUUUGUGAUGUUAAUUUUACACCUUUGUCAAAAUCCAUACGUGGAAGGCCUAAAAGUGUUGUGUUUGAUGAGUCCUAGGAGUAUUAACUGAAGUUGGUUCCAGUUGUAUCGGGUUUUAGAUGGGUGGGUGGUUCUCCUGUUCUGUCCGUGUACUUAAGAUGAUAUGUGACGCUGUGACACCAGAUUAACGAAAGAAGAAGAGCUUGAUCAUCAUAUUUUUCUUUUGAGCAUGGCGGACUAACCUAGUGGUUUAUUUGUUGAAACCAAAGACAUAUUAGUACACGAGGCUUCAUCUGAUUUCUGUUUUGAGCAUGGAUAAUUAAUCCCCCAGUUCAUUUGUUGAAACCCUAGUCCAGGUACCAAGCCCAUCCGUACUCCAUUUCUUCCUUGAUGGGGAGUGCAAGGAUAUGGGUAGCGUCCGUAGCCCAAAAGAUGGAUUUCACCAGCUGUUCAUCCCAAGUCGCUGUGUAUGGGUCCUUGAGCUCCGUUGUCGUUUAGAUGAUGGUGUUUCCCCGUGGUGUGAAAGGCUUUCUAUCCCAGUUUCUUGGGAGCCAGGGGUCCUCACAGAUUUUUACCGCCGUGCCAUCGCCCACUCGGUUGAUGAUUAUUCCUUGGUUGAGUACCUCAACACCUUGCAAAAUGCCUCGCCAUGCAUAGGACAUCCCAUCUUUUGCUUCCGCAUGAAGAAUGUCCAUAUCUGGGUAUUACCUCGCCCGGGUUGUCGAACAGUCUCCAGCCCUGCUCAUGGCUAGGUUGAACGUAUGGAAUGGAGAUCCUUAAACCCUAAUCCUCCUCCCUUCUUGAACCUUGUAAGUUUUUCCGCGGACAGCCAAUGGAUCUUCUGGUCUUCAUCCUGUUGCGCUCAGAAAAACCUCGAGAUCAUGGCUGUCAUUUGCUCGCAUAACCCUUUUGUAAGGUCAAAUACCGACUGCAAAAAUCGGUAUAGCUUGGGCACAUGCUUCUAUGAGGAUCUCUUUUUCAGCCUUGGUUCUGGAUUGGCCAACUAUUUGUCCUUGGAGUAUAUAGCUACUUAAGGAAAUGAUGGUUCAGUGUUGACAAGUCAUAGGAGGAUGUGGAGGAUGGCUGUGAUUGCCGAGGCAAACGUGUGGGGGAUGUUGGUUGCUGUGUUCGAUUCACUCCGGCGUAUCUGCAUCGAGUUCUGUGGACCUAAGCGCUAUUAAGGACUCAUCGGGGGGCUACUUGCGAAAUUAGGCAAGCCCCUCUCUGGCCGUUGGAUCUACCAUCCAACGGUCCGUAUGCGCGCUCUGUAGCAUAAGAAAGACGAGUUCCGAGCCGACCCCCCGCCGCCACCAUCAGAUCUCGAUCCAUUCGCCCCAUUCCCCUCCCGCCCGGCAAAACCCUAGCCCUCGUCGCCACCUCCCCGCCGCUCUCCAUGGAAGGUCUUCUACCUCUCCGGCCCGUGCUCUUCCGCCGCUCCAGCCGGCAGAGAGGUUCUGCCCGGUCGUCCGCGACAUCCGUCUUCUCCGACUGAAAUCCACAUCAACCGCUCGCUCUUUCUUCUAUCCUCAAGAUCCGGAGGGGAAGAAGAUGGAAGAUCCGAUGGAACAGGAGAGUGAAGAUCUGAAGGCGGGGGAAAAGAAGACGAAAGAUCCGGUGGAGAAGGAGAUCGAAGAUCUGAAGGCAAAGAAGGUGCGCCUGACACCGCAACUGGUUCACUCCAUGUCUAACUACUGUUGGAUGUUGGGCGGGCUCGGCACUUUUUACGGGGCAUUAGAUGAUUUGCCCCAGUUUACUUGGGCAUUAGAUGAUUUGCCCCAGUUUACUUGGGCAUUAGAUGAUUUGCCCCAGUUUACAUGGGAUUAGAUCAUUGCUCCCCACUUUUUACCUCUUCGUCUUCACCGUCACAUACUUUGCACCUCUGGCCGCCCAAUUCAUGUCUCCUCCUCCUGCUUCCCCUAGCUCAAAGUUGCUGAUGCCUGCUCCACAUACCACACUGCCCCAUGUGGGUUGUAAUCCGAUGCUUGCACAGUACAUUGCUGCCAUGUACCCCCCUAGUCAGGUCUGCGCCCUGCUCUCCACAACUGCCUACGACUGUACUCCAAUGCUUGUGCAAUACAUCGCCAGUAUUGCUCCUGGUCGAAUUUGUGCUAUGCUGCCCACAACUGCCACUGAUCAUCCUGCCUCGGGUGCCUCCCCAUCUUCCUUGGCUUCAGACUCAUCCCAGUCAAACAAGCUCAAAUCUUAUAUAUCUUUCUGGGAUAGGUUGACUGUGGCAUUCUUGUUGGGAGCAAUGUUCCUCAUUGCUACGGUGAAGCCACGAGUUGAUGCAGCGGCAAAGGCUGAGGACCGUGCUGCCAGCAAGGAUGACAAGGUGUAUGAGGCUGUGCUUGAUGAGCUGUGCAAGGACCAUAGAUAUGCCGCAAGAGCCCAAGCAGAAGUCCAUGAGGCCACCCGCUGUACCUUUCCUGCAUCACAUGCCCUGCGUCCCGAUGUUGCUCGCCGCAUGCGCACCCGUGAUGACGCUGUCAAAGCGAGAGAAGAGGCUUGCAAGAAGGUUGACGACCUAAGGGCAGUGGUUGGUGUGGCCAGAAUGGGGAAGGUUGAAAGGUUCAUGGUCCGCUGUUUUUUUGUCCUCUCGAUCUUGUUCUCCUUGAGUGCAGGGAUCUGCAGUGCAGCUGCUUUCUUCAGAUCUGCUCAACUAGAGAAGGGGGGUUCGAUGAGCCUUGCUGCUGUUAUUGGCACUAUUGCUGUUGCAGGAGUACCGAUGGUCUUGGCGCAUGCCCAUUUCUUAUAUGUUGCUUUGUACGAGAACUAGUUUUUGCAGCGCCAAUACAUUGUGUUACUUAUGGUUUGAGAACUUAUGUGGAAAAGUGAACUGUAGGCUGAUUUAUUGUAAUUCUGCAUGUUAUCCCUGUAUUCAGUCCACUCCUCAUCUUUUAAUUAAGAACCAAAUGAUCACUGCUGCAUCUCAAAUAAGAGACAUAGUGGUGUUGUGCUGUAACUGCACAUGACAAAAGCUAUUGUUCAAGUUCUUGACAUUAUUUUGAAUGCAUUUAAUCCUGUUUUUGAAUUAAAUGCUAUAGACUGGAUCCUCUUUUUAUUCCCCUGUUAUGUUGAAUGAACUUUUGAAUAUUGGGCCUGUGCUUGCAUUCAAGUUGAUUUGUUUUUUUCAGAUGUGAGUGUGUAUGGGAAGUUUAUAGUUUGGGUGUAUGAGAGUUUGUGCAUUUUAGUGCAGGUUUUGGGGACUGUUUGCAAUUUAGCUUCAGACAACAAUGAUCCACAUCCUCUGUUGGUAGUUGCAAUCCCUACGGUAGUUCCUUAGCCUCCUAUAAAUUAGCACAUCCUCAAGAGUAUGACAGUUGAGAUAUUUAUAGUAGAACUGAUGAUGCUGUAUCACCUUUUCCUACUAAGUCAUUGAAGCUUCUUGCUCCCAGCUUAUGACUGUACAGAACUACAUCUUCAGAAUUUAUUGGAUAUUCUGACCAUGUCUUUUUCCUGAGCAAAAUCAGAGUACUUAACUGUACAAUAAUCAUGUUUUUCUCUUGGGUUAGUAAAAGAAGGAAUUGGAUAUAAUAACUGCACAAUGUGUUUUCUGUGGUUGGCCACUUCCAGUUGAAAAGCUCAAUAAAUAUAGGCCUGGGACUGGAUUAUAAGACGAUAAAACUAGAUAGUAGUCAUAGCAUGUGUGAUUUGUUAAAGUAGCUUUUAGAGAUUUAUCUUGGCCACACUACUCAAGGUCUCAGAAGCUCAUCUGUCCAAGUUCAUAGCUGGUUUUUGCUUUGCAACAGUCCAUAUCAUCUAAAGGAUUAUUUGGCGCAUUCUGGGGAAUGAGGGAGACUAUACCUAUUGGUAGACUCAUUGGAUUUUGGCAACAUGUACAGUGAGGUACAACUGCAACUUGAUGUGUGGAUAUUGAGAGUAAGUUAGUAGGCAUAUUGUUUAUCCUCAGGUUCAGCACUUCUAGUUAGGUUUGUUAAUUAUCUCACACUACAUGAUAUAUAUUACAAGUGUAACGUAUUUAUCUGAAAAGUGAUGACUGAGAUGUGUUACUAUAUGAUCUUCUCUGAAAAGUAGUGCCUAUUUUGGCCUUCUUACUGCUGUUUGGAUGAGGGUUUUACCUACAUGCCCAUCUUACAGUUUCUCAGUAUAAAAAAUCCUAGCCUGUUUGUGUCGCGCUGCUACUUUUGUAUUCAAGAACAUUUGGAUGUUUUAUGACUCUGUAAUGGUAAUGCUUGUUAAUCCUGCUACAGUCAUAUUGUUGUUCUUUCUUCCAACGCACUUAUGUAAUUAUGUAUGUGUGGUAUUGUGACACGAUGUUCAGCCUAUGAUACGAAGCACAACAGUAAGUAUACCAGUCCAAGAGCAACCGGCACAUUUGUUUAUGUUUCACACUUGUCCAAACAUUUAAUGAGUUGGAUGAUUUUUUUUAUGAAAUAAAUCUGCAAUUUGCAGUAUGCCUGGCUAGUAACAGUGCAAAAUAUUGAACAGAAACAUGUACAUAUAUUCCUAACCAUUAAGAUACGAAGCUUUCAGAUACCAAGGCACGAGGAGCGGUCGCCCUCGGGGACGGCUCUCCUGCUGGCCUGGAGCGAGUCGCCACAGCCUUUGAUGCAGGAGAGGAAGGAUAUGCAUACCCUUAUGCGGCUGGUGUGCUGGGAAGUGUGAAAACAUUGAAACGCUGUUGUCUUCGGCAAUGCACUACUGGUCUUGAGUGUGGUGCUGAAGCGGAUUCAUGAGGAGGGUAGGGCUUGGCAGAAAGCCGGGUUAUUUCGGAGUGACAUGGCUUUAUUCUUUCAUAAGUUGUUUAGGUGAGGAGUAGUUGCCUUGUAUUCAGCCUAAGGCCAAAUUUGUAACUUGGUGGACGAGAUAUUCUAGAAGAAGAAAAAAGAUAUCAAGGUUGCAACAUAGGGGAACAUUUCUGGAUGUAUAACUUUUGUAUGAAGCAGCAUGCAGAUAUCACCUUUUUGUUACCCAGGAAUUUUCUCCAACUAUAUUUGACUAUAACAAAAGGAAAUCUUUCAAGUUUG
This is a messenger RNA of Triticum aestivum (bread wheat), 6059 nucleotides long. RefSeq lists its product as uncharacterized. The record is from RefSeq and is a predicted model, not a curated record. The coding region runs from base 2867 to 3847 and encodes 326 amino acids. The transcript is spliced from 2 exons. NCBI's taxonomy places the organism in Eukaryota, Viridiplantae, Streptophyta, Magnoliopsida, Poales, Poaceae.